GCUCCAGGCAGCAGGUUUUGUUCCCUCCUGUGCCACAUUCUGUCGGGCAGUACUGGAGUCAUUUUUGGAACGGGCUGCCCCAGGUCUCUGUUCAAGGGCUUCUGCCUCCAGGUCAGUGUUGUGAAACUUUCUCCAGAGGUGGCCUGGAGGCCAAGCAGGUGUGGCAGUUCUGCAGCAGAAGCAUCUGCCACAAAAGCGGAAGAUGACUCUUUUCUCCGGUGGGUCCUGCUCCUCAUCCCCGUGACUGCUUUUGGCUUGGGGACAUGGCAGGUCCAGCGUCGGAAGUGGAAGCUGAACCUGAUUGCAGAGUUGGAAUCUAGAGUUCUGGCCGAGCCUGUCCCUCUGCCCGCAGACCCAGUGGAACUGAAAAAUCUGGAGUAUAGGCCAGUGAAAGUCAGGGGGUGCUUUGACCACUCCAAGGAGCUGUAUAUGAUGCCCCGGACUAUGGUGGACCCUGCCCGGGAGGCCCGGGACGCCGGCCGCAUCUCCUCCUCAGCCGAGACUGGGGCCUAUGUGGUCACUCCCUUCUACUGCGCCGACCUGGGAAUCACCAUCCUGGUAAAUAGAGGGUUCGUUCCCAGGAAGAAAGUGAAUCCUGAAACCCGGCAGAAAGGCCAGAUUGAGGGAGAAGUGGACCUCGUUGGGAUGGUGAGGCUGACAGAAACCAGGAAGCCUUUUGUCCCCGAGAACAAUCCAGAAAGGAACCACUGGCAUUACCGGGACCUGGAGGCUAUGGCCAGAAUCACAGGCGCAGAGCCCAUCUUCAUUGAUGCUGACUUCAAAAGCACAGUCCCCGGAGGACCCAUUGGAGGGCAAACCAGAGUCACUCUGAGGAAUGAGCAUCUGCAGUACAUCAUAACCUGGUAUGGACUCUCUGCAGCUACAUCAUACCUGUGGAUUAAGAAAUUUGUACGUGGAACACCUGGUGUGUGAGACCAGCUGCUAAAGCCCUAUCCCUGAAUAAUGACGUAUUUGAAAACAUUACCUUUAUGCUGGAUCAUGUGCUCUUGGGAUAAAUAAAACUUCUGGGCCUUCUACCUUGCAUGA
This is a messenger RNA of Sapajus apella (tufted capuchin), 1047 nucleotides long. Its product is annotated as surfeit locus protein 1-like. Gene Ontology annotation, biological process: mitochondrial respiratory chain complex IV assembly. Lineage: Eukaryota; Metazoa; Chordata; Mammalia; Primates; Cebidae. The record is from RefSeq and is a predicted model, not a curated record. Gene Ontology annotation, cellular component: mitochondrion; membrane. The transcript is spliced from 7 exons. The annotation marks the transcript as partial.